Messenger RNA from Lacerta agilis (Sand lizard), 2004 nucleotides. RefSeq names its product LON peptidase N-terminal domain and RING finger protein 1-like. Lineage: Eukaryota; Metazoa; Chordata; Lepidosauria; Squamata; Lacertidae. The record is from RefSeq and is a predicted model, not a curated record. The transcript is spliced from 12 exons. Gene Ontology annotation, molecular function: protein binding. Bases 158 to 1948 code for a protein of 596 amino acids.
AAAUCUUCUUCCCACCCCCCGCCCUCGAUUCCAUCCCCGUACCUUUUCGAUGCCGCUCUUCUUCAGAGGCGAUCGCCCUUCGCACGUUGCCCUGGAAGGCACCCUUUAGCCAGCCCCGCUGCCUGCCUGCCUCCCCUCUCUCUCCGUGGCAGGAGCCAUGGAGAUUUUCCUGUGCGCCUCUUGCCACAGGGCUCUGUGGGACCCAGUGACCGUGUCGUGCGGCCAUACCUUCUGCAGAAGAUGCCUCGGAGGAGACUUGCCCUCCAAGUGCCAGCUCUGUGGGGGGAAGUUCGUCCUGCUGGGCUCGCGGACGGUGUCCUGCAACGUCCUGCUGUGUGACUUGUUGGAGAAAUGCUUGGACAAAGGCACUCAAGUGGCCAGGCUGAAGACCGACUUGCAGGAGCUGCUGAGAAGCAGAGACUACCGGGGAGCGCUGAGGAGCGUGCAGAAAGCGGUCGCUCUGGCUCCCGAUGAUCUUAUGCUGAGACUAUGCCGAUCGGAGGUGUAUGUGGCUUUGCAGCAAUACCCAGAUGCCCUGGAGGAUUUGGAGGUGCUGUGCAGGCAAGAGCCAGAAGAGAGUGAGGUCUUCUUUAGGAAGGGAAAGGUCCUCCUGGAAAUGGGGAGGCCAUCUGAGGCUCUGCUGCAGUUCCAACGUUGCCUCACGCUGAAUCCCAAUUUUCAUGCUGCUCAAUAUGAAACAGAAAAGAUUCUCACGAAUGAUGCCUCCCCUCUUCCAGGCACUGUUAUGGAGCUGAAGAGGGAUGCCAAUCAGAACUUGAAAGGGUCUAAUUCAGGGAAAGAGCUAACUGCCCUUGUGUCUUUUGAAGGAGAACCCCUACAGGCUUUGAAGGGAAGAAAGGAAGUUUGGCUGGGAGAAGAUGCUUCUGACCACAGCCAAGCAGCACUUUCCAUACCAGAAUGGUUGAGGAAGAAGUCAAAUGCAGGUUUUUCAGCAGAGAAGGAAAGGGAUUUUGAAGAAGGGGCAUCGGCAACAGGAACCAAGUGCACCCAGGAGCAUAAACCAGACUUUGCGGAUCUCUUGAGUACAUCAGACUUGGAAUGUUCUCUUUGCAUACGAAUGUUCUUUGAGCCUGUGACUACACCUUGUGGCCAUACUUUCUGCAAAGAAUGCUUGGAGCGUUGCCUAGAUCAUAGACCCAACUGCCCCCUUUGCAAACAGAGCCUCAGAGAGUACCUGAGAGCUGGAAAAUACAACACCACUCUUCUGCUGGAGGAGCUCAUGAUGGCUGUCUUCCCUUUACAACUUGCAGACAGGAAACGCGUCCACCAGGCUGAAAUGGCAGAACUUUCAAACUUGACUAAGAAUAUCCCAAUCUUUGUGUGCACAAUGUCCUUUCCAGGCAUUGUGUGUCCCCUUCAUGUGUUUGAGCCUCGCUACCGCCUCAUGAUGCGAAGGUGUCAGGAAACUGGCACAAAGACGUUUGGCAUGUGUAUGUAUGAGAAUGGGAAGAGUUUUGCUGAUUAUGGCUGCAUGCUGGAGAUUCAGAAGAUAGCAUUUCUACCUGACGGACGCUCUUUAGUGGAUACCAUGGGCAAACGGAGGUUCCAGGUUUUGAGACGCGGGCAUAGAGAUGGCUACCACACUGCUGAUAUUGAGUAUCUGGAUGAUGAGAAGGUGGAAGGAGAAGAACUGGCUGAGCUUCAAAAUCUUCAUGACUGCACAUACCAGCUAACUCAGAGAUUUUAUGAACAUGGAGACACCACCUUCAGACAGCUCUUGAUGCAUCAUGGACCUCUUCCUGAGAAAGAGGAAGAUAUACAGGCAUCUCCAGAUGGACCAGUUUGGUGUUGGUGGCUUAUCUCCAUCUUGCCCCUUGACUUGACCCGCAAAUUGACGAUCUUUUCUGAGACCUCCCUGAAGGCUCGUCUCACUCAACUGAAGCAUAUUCUGAAUGUCAUUCUGGAAAGUCGUGACUACAACAGCUAAUUCUCAAGCCUCAUUCCCAAGAGAAGUUGUGUGCAUAUGCGUGUGUGUGUGUGUGU